Messenger RNA from Suillus fuscotomentosus, 639 nucleotides. RefSeq lists its product as uncharacterized. The transcript is spliced from 3 exons. The coding region runs from base 1 to 639 and encodes 212 amino acids. The record is from RefSeq and is a predicted model, not a curated record. NCBI's taxonomy places the organism in Eukaryota, Fungi, Basidiomycota, Agaricomycetes, Boletales, Suillaceae.
AUGAAUUCUGACCAUGACAUUCAUAAGGCCGAUGUUGUCGGUGUGGACGACGGGCAACGGCCAUAUGUUCUCUUCUUUUGCCUCAGCUGGUUCCAGAAAAAGGAGAAGAAGCCGGAACCUCGGCCACUCUAUGAUGACGAACUCGAGGACGACGAAACGGACGAAGAUGUUCUUGAUACAGUCGCCCUACCUCCCAGAGACCAGCACGAAGAGAUUGAAUUGAAAACAAUGAUUAGUCAAUCACAACUAGAAGCAGGACCAUCUCGCCUGGUCGAAGUCGCUCUCCCACAGGAGACUGAGACCGCGCCGAUAAAACCAGGGAGCGUCACCGUCUAUUUCUGGAGGUGUAGAAGACAUAUUUCUCGGGAUCAUGCACCUCGAUUGCUUGGUAAAGUGGCUCUCCCACUGUAUUCGAGAGCUACGCGUGUCAAGACUAUUGCUCGCAUGGGAACAUCUUCGAACCCAGUAUAUUUACUCCGUGGUGCGGGGUCGGCGAAGGAAUUUCCAUUUUUGCACUGCCAAUGGACAAACCGAUGGUGCUGUAUGUUUGUGAAGGCCGCGAACCAUUUUAUGGGGUCACCAGAUCUCUUUAGAGAGGUCUUCAAGAAACUGGAGAAUGAGAUUAGCGUCAGCACGUAA